UUUCCGAUCCCAGACAACGACGCCUCUCUCGUGCUCUUUCACUCGUUUCACUGUCCCAACUCCCACGCCGCUGCGCCGUCCGGGACCGGCCAAAGCAUUGCCUACAGAGAAAACCAUGGCACGCGGGGCCAACCACACCGCGUCGCGGUCGCCCCCCAUGAACGCCACGGCAGCCACCAUCACCACCACCCCGUCUCGGUCUCCGCCUCCCACCCCCGCCGACGCCUGGGGCCCCUACGCCAGCUCCCGGGCAUUCUUCUCCAACGUGGCCACCAUCCUCAUCAUCCUCGCCUGCGUCUCCCUCCUCGCCUUCUCCCUCCACGCCGCCGCCCGCUUCCUCGUCCGCCGCCUCGCCCGCCGCCGCGCUUCCGCUUCCGCUCACGCGCAGCCGCACCCGCCCAAGCCCCCGUCCGACGACGCCGCGGCGGCCGGCUGUUCCGUGGAGUCCGGGGCCGCCAGUGUUGAGUUGGCCGGCGGGUGGGCCGAGGCGGAGUGCGCCAUCUGCCUGUCGGAGCUUGAGGCGGACGCGGACGGCGAGGAUCAGCGCGUCCGCGUGCUCCCGGCGUGCGGCCACGGGUUCCAUGGCGCCUGCGUCGACGGGUGGCUCGCGGCGCGCGCGUCCUGCCCCACCUGCCGCGCUCCGUCCCGCCUCUCGCGGGCAGGAGAGCCCUAGCGAGCACAAGAGGCGCCGGACUCGAUCCGGCACCGCGCCGGUCUCACUCACUCACUCCGACAAAAAGCGACGGGAAGUGCGUCAUUUGUACUCGAAGGAGCCAGAGCCUCUGUAGUCGCGUGAUUUUACAUCG
Messenger RNA from Brachypodium distachyon (stiff brome), 806 nucleotides. Its product is annotated as RING-H2 finger protein ATL79. Bases 116 to 673 code for a protein of 185 amino acids. Lineage: Eukaryota; Viridiplantae; Streptophyta; Magnoliopsida; Poales; Poaceae. The transcript has a single exon. The record is from RefSeq and is a predicted model, not a curated record.